CCGUUGAACGAGUUGAUAAAUCUAAAGCUGUCAACAAUCAAAGAUGGCUCAGCCUCAACAAGGUUAUGGUUAUCCGCCUCCUGUAGAACACACAGGCGCUUACCCGCCACAAGGUUAUCCCCCUCCACAGCAAGGCUAUCCACCACCACAAGGACAAGGCUAUCCACCUCCACAAGGACAAGGCUAUCCACCUCCUCAACAACAACCAGGCUACGGUCCGGCUCAACCUGGGUAUGCACCUCCAGUGUCACAACAGCCGGGUUAUCCGGCUGCAGCUCCAGCACAGGGUCAGGGUAUGUGGAUGCCCGCUCCUCAGCCUCCACCAGAUUGCCCUCCAGGUCUUGAAUACUUGACUCAAAUCAAUCAGCUUUUAAUCCAACAGCAAGUUGAACUAUUAGAAGCUUUUACUGGUUUUGAGACUAACAAUAAAUACAAAAUUACAAAUAAUCUUGGACAGCAAGUGUAUUUUGCUGCCGAAGAUACUGAUUGCUGCACUCGUCAAUGUUGUGGUCCUGGUCGACCAUUUGAAAUGAAAAUCCUGGAUAACUUCCAACGUGAGAUUAUACACUUGACUCGCCCWUUACGUUGUUCAUCUUGCUGGUUCCCUUGUUGCUUACAAGAGAUAGAAGUUCAGGCACCUCCUGGAACUGUUGUUGGCUACUGUGUACAAGAUUGGUCCAUUUGCAUUCCAAAGUUUUCAAUCCAAAAUGCAAAUCGUGAAACAGUGCUGAAAAUUGAAGGACCUUUCUGUCAGUGCAACAUUUGUGGUGAUGUUGAAUUCAAUGUGUUAUCUGCCGAUGGCCAGAAUGAAGUGGGCAAAAUAUCUAAACAGUGGACUGGUCUUGUAAAGGAGAUGUUCACUGAUGCUGACAACUUUGGGAUCACAUUUCCAAUGGAUCUUGAUGUGAAAAUGAAAGCUGUAGUCCUUGGAUCCUGCUUUCUCAUUGACUUCAUGUUCUUUGAGGAAGCUCAAAAGCAUGAUGACAAUUAGAGCAAAGACUAUAUCUUGUGGCAAAUUCGUCCUAUAUUCACACAAAACAUCAAUAGAUAAAGGAUAGACUUAAGAUACCAGAUUAUUUUUAAAASACUAAUGUAUAAUAAUGUGUUUACGAUGCAAAAUCUCUUAUAAUUCAAUGUUAUCUUAAUGAAAGUGGUUUUGCUGUAAAAAAUUGUAAACAUUCAAGUUGAUAGACGUUUUAGUUUUAACAUGUUUCUUGUAGAAGUUUCACUACAUGGCCUGCAACCACCUAUUCAGCAAACAAUUGCAGUUUGUCUUAUCAGAGCAAUGUACAAAGAUAUUAACAUCUUACAACCACCCCAWCCAAAAUGUUGUAGAAUGAAAUUUGUUGAAAAUAGAAAACCAUKGAACUGUUUAAACCUUUAAAGCUUUGACACUGUAGAUAAGAGAGAAUUCCAUUGUCCAUAUAUAAUUAAAAGAUGUACAUAUCUAGUUAGCGUGUGUACAUAGUAAGUUCCUGAGUAUUUGCAGAGCCUUUGUAGUGUACUUUCAUAGAAAUUAUGACAACCUAAUUAUAUUAUAUAUAGCAUAGUUAACGAUGUAACUUUUAGUUUUUAAUAYACAUGCAUACAAACUAAUAAAAAUGUAGGUAUCAUAACAAUA
Messenger RNA from Exaiptasia diaphana, 1621 nucleotides. RefSeq names its product phospholipid scramblase 2. The transcript is spliced from 8 exons. Gene Ontology annotation, molecular function: phospholipid scramblase activity. Lineage: Eukaryota; Metazoa; Cnidaria; Anthozoa; Actiniaria; Aiptasiidae. Gene Ontology annotation, cellular component: plasma membrane. Bases 44 to 991 code for a protein of 315 amino acids. The record is from RefSeq and is a predicted model, not a curated record. Gene Ontology annotation, biological process: plasma membrane phospholipid scrambling.